UGGGCGCCCCGCCCGCGCGCGGAGAGAGGUCCGGGCUGGGGCGCAGAGCCGCCGGUGCGAGGCUAGGGCGCCCGCGGCCGCCGCUCGGAGCCGAGGGCCACAGUCACUGUCCCGACAGAGGCAGAGGCGCCCCGGAGCCAUGGCCGGCCUGAACUGCAGGGCCACAGUUGCACUGCUGGGAGUCCUGUUGCUGGGCGCCGAGCGCCUGCGGCGCGGAGCGGACGCUUCUGAGAUUGCUCUGCCCGCUGGAAGCGGCAUUACCAUUCUUAUAAAGCCUGGGACCCUAAGGCUGCCAGAUAAGCCCUGUUUCAUUAUCGUUUCUAAGAGACUUACAGCCACAUUGCUCAUCAAACCUGGAGUUAAAACGGGCUUUUCCUUUAGCUGCCAGAAUCCAGAGAAUCACUUUGUCAUUGAGAUCCAGAAGAAUAUUGACUGCCUGGCAGGCCCGUGUCCUUUUGGGGAGAUGCAGCUUCAGCCCUCCACGCUGGUGCUGCCCACCCUCAACAGAACUUUCAUCUGGGACGUGAAAGCUCACAAGAGCAUUGGCCUAGAGCUGCAGUUCGCCCUUCCUCGCCUGAGGCAGGUUGGGCCAGGGGAGAGCUGCCCGGACGGAGUCACCCACUCCAUCAGCGGUUACAUCGAUGCCACCGAGGUCAGGAUCGGAACCUUCUGCAGUAACGGCACUGUGUCCCGGAUCAAAAUGCAGGAAGAAGUGAAAAUGGCCUUACACCUGCCAUGGUUCCACGACAGAAAUGUCUCUGGCUUCAGCAUUGCCAACCGUUCGUCUAUAAAACGACUGUGCAUCAUCGAAUCUGUCUUUGAGGGUGAAGGCUCAGCAACCCUGAUGUCUGCCAACUACCCAGAAGGCUUCCCUGAGGACGAGCUCAUGACGUGGCAGUUUGUCCUUCCCGCACACCUGCGGGCGAGUGUCUCCUUCCUCCGCUUCAAUGUCUCCAACUGCGAAAAGAAGGAGGAGAGGGUUGAGUACUACAUCCCAGGCUCCACCACCAACCCCGAGGUGUUCAAGCUGGAGGACCAGCAGCCUGGGAACAUGGCUGGGAAUUUCAACCUCUCUCUGCAGGGCUGUGACCAAGAUGCCCAAAAUCCGGGGAUCCUCCGGCUGCAGUUCCAAGUUUUGGUCCAACAUCCACAAAAUGAGAGCAAUAAAAGCUAUGUGGUUGACUUGAGUGACGAGCGAACCACGUCGCUCACCAUUGAGCCUCGGCCUGUCAAGCUGAGCCGUAAGUUUGUCCCCGGCUGCUUCGUGUGUCUGGAGUCCCGGACCUGCAGCACCAACUUAACCCUGACACCGGGCUCCAAACACAAGGUCUCCUUCCUUUGUGAUGACCUGACACGCCUCUGGAUGAAUGCCGAGAAAACCAUAAGCUGCACAGACCAACGGUACUGCCGCAGGAAAUCCUAUUCGCUCCAGGUGCCUGAGGACAUCCUCCAGCUGCCUGUGCAGCUGCACGACUUCUCCUGGAAGCUGCUGGUGCCCAAGGACAGCCUCAGCCUCACGCUGGUGCCAGCCCAGAAGCUGCAGCAGCACACACACGAGAGGGGCUGCAACACCAGCUUCAGCUACGUCAUGGCCAGCGCCGUCCCCGGCCAGGACCUUUAUUUCGGCUCCUUCUGCUCUGGAGGCUCCAUCGAGCAGAUCCAGGUGAAGCAGAACAUCUCGGUGACUCUCCGCACCUUUGCCCCUGGCUUCCAACAAGAUAUCUCCAGGCAGAGCCUGACCGUGACCUUUAGACCAUACUUCAAAGAGGAAGGCAUUUUCACAGUGAUCCCAGACAGGAAAAAUAAGGUCUACUUGAGGACCCCCAACUGGGACCGGGGCCUGCCUUCCCUCGCCUCAGUGUCCUGGAACAUCAGCGUGCCCAGUGACCAGGUGGCCUGCCUGACCUUCCUCAAGGAGCGGACCGGCGUGGUCUGCCAGACAGGGCGCGCAUUCAUGAUCAUCCAGGAGCAGCGGGCCCAGGCCGAGGAGAUCUUCAGCCUGGAGGAGGAGCUACUUCCCAAGCCAAGCUUCCACCAUCACAGCUUCUGGGUCAACAUCUCCAACUGCAGCCCUGUGAGCGGCAAGCAGCUGGACCUGCUCUUCUCAGUGUCGCUUAACCCGAGGACUAUGGACCUGACUGUCAUCGUCAUCGUGGUGGCGGGAGGCAGUGUAUUACUGCUGUUUGCCCUCGGAUUCAUCAUUUGCUGUGUGAAAAAGAAGAAAAGGAAGAUAAACAAGGGGCUAGCUGUAGGUAUCUACAAUGGCAACGUCAACACCCAGAUGCCGAUGCAGCAAAAGAAGUUUCAGAAAGGACGCAGGGACAAUGACUCCCACGUGUAUGCAGUCAUUGAUGACACCAUGGUGUAUGGGCAUCUGCUGCAGGACUCCAGCGGGUCCUUCCUCCAGCCGGAGGUGGACGCCUACCGGCCCUUCCAGGGUCUCACGGAGGACUGCCCUCCCUCCCCACCUGCCCUGUGCUCCCAGGCCCUGACUAUGAAGCUGGCCACAAACGAGCCAUCCCCUGGCUCCCCUCCUGAGUCUGAGAGUGAACCGUACACCUUCUCCCACCCCACCAUAGCAAAUGUAAGCAAGACAAACACAGAAAUUCCCUUACUGGACACCCACGAGCCAGAGGAGCCUGGGGAAUAACUUGGCCCCUUCCCAGAGACUUUGCAUAAAGCAGGACACUAAAACACCCCUCAGGGUUCCCAACCAGAAAUCCUAAAGAAGAGGAUCAUAUGGAAGGAGCAGCAGGAGGUUUUCCUGGGGACCACCAACUUCUGACUUCCAAGUGGACUCAUUCUGAUGAUGAGACAUUGAAAAUGAUGAAUUCUGAUCUGGAUGUAGUCAUCACGGUUCAUGCCCUUCUAAACUCAGGUUUGGUUAUAAAACCAGCCCAAAAUGAGAGGGGAGAGGUGUGAGUCACCCAGUACAGGGUUGCAACGAGCCCUGGAUUCGGAUUUGGAUAAGGGCCUCUUCAGGUCAACAAUUCCAAUCCCUAGGAGCCCACUGGGGGUCCCCACUCUCACUGGGGUCCCCUGGAUGAAAAUGACAGUGUGCCUUUUUAUUACUAUUAUUAUUUAUUUGGUGGUCCUGAGUAUUUAAGAAGUCAAGUGUAUUAACAUGCAGCUCUUUUCCCCUGACAUAGUGACAGCCCAUGCUAACUGGUUGGAUGGCUAGGUUUUGACUGCUACUGACCACCCUGGGGGGCGGGAAUAACUGCAGCAGCCCAGCCAGUAAAGGGUGUGUGUCUGAGGGCAUUGACGCAUGCCUGCUUUGAUAAGACACUGUGGUUAUCCCACUGCAGAAAUUCACUGUUAGUCCCAUUGUCCUUUACUCCUAGAAAUAAGAGAAAUUGCCUUGAACUGCCUUGUUUGGCUCUCCCAGCUGUAAUCAUACAUUGGCAUUUUAAACAGAUAUUUAGAGAAUAUCUUCAUCUCCUAAAAAUGCUUAAAAAUACACCAGAGAUUGGCUGGCUACCUGUAUUAGUUUCCUAUUGCUACUGUAACAAAUUACCCCAAAUGUGAUGGCGUAAAGCAACACAAGUUUUCUUACCCUGUGGUCUGGGAGAUCAGCUUUCACUUAAUUAAAAUCAAGGUGUCAGCAGAGACAUGGGAGGCUCUAGGGGAGAAUGUUUCCUGCCUUCCCAUCUUUUAGAGGCUGUUCUUAUUCCUUGCCUCUGAUGGCUGGUCACCCCAAGACACUGUGACCCUGAUUCUCCGGCUUCCCUCUUUCACUAAUAAGGACCUUUUGCUUAUAAAACCAACAAAUAAUCCAGGAUAAUCUCCCCAUGGCAAGAUCCUUAAUUUAUCACACUGAAAAGACCCUUUUGCCAUGUAAGGUAAUAUCCACAAAUUCUGGGGAUUAGGACAUGGACAUCCUUGUGGUGGGGUGGGGGAGGGGGCAUUAUUCUGUCCACCACAACUUCCUACUGCUGCAAGAGGGUCUACAAAAUGAUCCAGCCCACAGGUAUGUUUUGUUUAGCCUGGAGAAGAUUUUUAAGAAUUUAAAAUCAUAUUUUUUAUAAUUUACAAUGAUAAAAUUUUUACAUAGCAAUCUGGAUUAGAAGAUCUGGCCAUACCACAGUUCACACCCUCACCAACAGCCCGCUAGAGUUGAGAAAUAUCUCCACCUUUAGAUGGAUCAUCAGGUUCACCAGUUCACCACAGUCCCCGCCACUCCCUAUUGCUUCCCACACUGAGGCUGAGCAGCUGUCGAUAUUGACCAGUGCCCCUGCAGGAUCGCUUUUUCUCAUAUGAAAUGCAACGUUUGGGACCUAUCUGUCAUAUCAAAUGAGAAGACAUGCUUGGAGGCUGGUGUGUGUUUCAAGAAGGCUUGUUCUUACUCAUGGCCCACAUCGGCCAUCUAUACUAAUUCCCAGUUCAGCUUCUGUGGGAGUUGCCCUUGUAGCCCUGCUCUAAUCUGGAAGGAGAGGGAUUGUGCUACGGCUUGUCAGCAUGGUCCAAAGUUCACUAUGUGGCCAAACCUUCACAAAAUACAUGUACUUCAUCACGUUCAGUGAAUUCACCUUGAAAAGCACUGUCUAGGCUUGUUUGUGUGCUACUUUGCCCUCGAGAAAAGGAGUUUUGCCAUCUCCUAAGUGUGUGUAUUCCGAGGCCUCCUGAACCCUUUCCAGAAGGAAGUCUUUGUAGUAGUUUUUUUAAUUAUGCCUCAGUGCUGCCUCUGGCACCUUUCCCUUCUGAGAGGCUGGCUGCUGCCCAGGUACCCUCAGCCGCUUGUACUGAGGUGAGGGCAGACCUCCUCCACGAAGGGCCAGAGGAGGGCCGCAGCUUGCUUCCUUCAAAUGAAGUGUUAUUUAAAAUGGUCACUGCAGCGCUGGCCCUGCUUCUCUGCCCUCCUGGCCUCCUGGCCUCUCCUAAAGUUCGCUCGGUUGGUGCUCCGCAUUCCUCCCUGAAGCGUGGCCGACCGCCUCUGGGCCAGCUGUCGUCACCCACACCACGUCUGCUGACAAAGGCCCCGAUGUGGCCGGCUCCUCUUAACUGAAAACUCAAAACCUCAGGCCAAGUUGCUGGCUUCCUGAGACCUCAGGUAGACUAAAUGUUUUCUGAAAUAUGCAUUCUUGAAGGGGCCAGCCCUGGCUCCUCCCUUUAAAACCCAGACCCCACUUAUGUAGAAGACACUUCAGGGUUGCUGGAAAGCAGACACGUGUUGAAGCCCCUUGUGUGCCAGCGCAGUGCCCCUCCGCCCUGGGGCUGCUCCACCCUGGCCACUCUCCACAUCCAUCUGCUGAGCCUGUGAGGACGCCUGGCUCAUCCAGGACUGAUGGGGUAAAAAACCUCGAGGAAGAGUCAAGUGGGAAAAGCAUAAACCCGUGGGACAUAAACUUGGUAAAAGCAAGGAGACUGGUUUGCAUGGAUCUGCAGUGCUUAACUGGAAAUAAUUUAUUAUUGUAGACACCUUUUAGGUAGCAUUUUAUGCAUUUUCUAGACUUUUUAAAAUAAACAUACAGGGGAAAAAAUGA
Messenger RNA from Manis pentadactyla (Chinese pangolin), 5483 nucleotides. RefSeq names its product CUB domain containing protein 1 (gene CDCP1). Bases 140 to 2650 code for a protein of 836 amino acids. The transcript has 9 exons. The record is from RefSeq and is a predicted model, not a curated record. NCBI's taxonomy places the organism in Eukaryota, Metazoa, Chordata, Mammalia, Pholidota, Manidae.